This is a messenger RNA of Bathycoccus prasinos, 1557 nucleotides long. RefSeq lists its product with no specific name. Bases 1 to 1557 code for a protein of 518 amino acids. The record is from RefSeq and is a predicted model, not a curated record. The transcript has a single exon. Lineage: Eukaryota; Viridiplantae; Chlorophyta; Mamiellophyceae; Mamiellales; Bathycoccaceae.
AUGACUUCUUCUUUUCCCAUCGCUUGUUCGGCAUUGGUGGUGGCGAACAGGAAUAAGAACAAGGCAUUUUUCGCCUCCUUUUCUUCGUCUUCAUCGCGUGAGAGAAGAAAAACAUCGUCGUCAAAAGUGUUUCCCAUCGGCGCUUCAAAGUCCUCGGGAAAUUCGAAUGCAACAACAACAACAAGACUAAAAACACCAUCGAAGACGACGAUUCAGACGAAAAGGAAAGGAACGACGAGAAGAAGAGCGAGCUCUGAAAAUGACGUCUUUCAGGAGGAGGAGUUGGAGGAGGAGAAAGAAGAAGAAGAAGAAUCGACUUUAUUCUACCCCGCGCGGUUAGAUGUCGUCCCUGCCUUUGUAGGUGGCCUCAACCCGGUGAACAGUUUCUUGUCUUAUUUCUCAGGCGCGGUGUUGACGCAAGGGACGGUGAAGACGACGACGCAAUGGACACUGUUUGUGGUUUUACCGAUAUUGUUUGUUAUGUAUUUGGUGAGGAAGUGGAGAUAUGAGGGUGAUGUAGAGCGACGGAUUUUGUUGUCGGCGUCGAGCGGCGACGACGGUAGGAAUAGCGGUAGCAGCGGUAGCGGUAGUAGUAAUGAUGAUAAAACGAGCAGCGGUGGUGGUGCGAAUAACGCGAGAACAACACCCACGAUGAAGAUGAUGUCGUAUUCGCGGUCCAUGCGAGGCAGGUGGUUGGACGUGCACGUGUGUUACGCGUUUUUGUUGCCGGCUGGGAUUUCAGCCGGGGAGCACUCGUCGUAUUGGUUGGUUUUAGCGCCGGCGUUUAUGUUGUAUCGGUUUUUGUGUCGCGAAGAGAGAGUGACAAAAAGUAGUGGGGAAGAUUUUAACGCGACGACGACGACGACAAAGAGACCGUUGUUGUUCUCGUCGUCCUCGUCGUCGCCAUUUUUUGCCUUCCUUUCGCCAGUUGGUCGCGGAUGGAGCGCGUUGGCGUUGAUCCUGCGACGCGCGCACAAAUACGCGAAAAUCGUCCUCGCCUCGUUGGCGCUAGCGCUCUUGGUCGCGUCCGGAUCCGCGACGUUGCACCAAUCGUUAACCGCGUUGAGCGGAGGUGGGAUGGCUUUGCGCGUUUUGUUGAGUCCGUUUGCAAUUGGCGUCGCUUUUCUCGGUUAUUUCGCGCCGGCGGCUUUAUUGCCUCGGUACAUAUCGCGCGUCUUUUCGAGAAAAGUCAUCUCCGCCGACGAGGAAGAAGCGACGAGGAAAGCGCGGCUCACCAAAGAAGAACGCGUUGAGCUCGAAACCAAACGAGAAACCGAAAAGAAAAACCGAAAGUGGUGGCUACUCAUCGGUUUCAUUGCCAUGGGCAUUUCAGCGUUCACGGGUUCAGAUUUACCCAUCGUCCUCGCUUUCGCGGCGCAGUUACUGAAGGCGAAUCCGGACGCUUUGCUCACCGCGAUGGCGGAAAAAGGUGGCAUGGUGGAGUUUGAAACCAAAAUAGCGGACGCCUUCGACCGAGUCGUGCUUUCAAAGAAAGAACGUGAAAGGGAAAGAGACGAAAACGAAAACGAAAGCGAAAACGAAACCGGCGCUAAAUAA